This is a messenger RNA of Prosopis cineraria, 734 nucleotides long. Its product is annotated as probable phospholipase A2 homolog 1. Lineage: Eukaryota; Viridiplantae; Streptophyta; Magnoliopsida; Fabales; Fabaceae. The transcript has 4 exons. The coding region runs from base 135 to 569 and encodes 144 amino acids. The record is from RefSeq and is a predicted model, not a curated record. Gene Ontology annotation, molecular function: calcium ion binding; A2-type glycerophospholipase activity. Gene Ontology annotation, biological process: pollen tube growth; pollen development; phospholipid metabolic process.
CCAAGUCCAACACGAGACGUAUUUGGUGGUUCCGCUCCUCGUCUUCUGCCUUGAAAUCUCAAAUCUAAAAAAAAACAGGAGACAGUAUACAACCAGCGGGUGGGACUCCGGCUGUUUUCUCGGCGGAGGGAUUGAUGACGCUGCGCAGCAAUGUUAAACGCGCCUCCGCAGUUAUCUGUGUUCUCCUGAUUUUUCUCGUCAACGUCGCCGACUGCUCCGAUGAAUCCUGGGGCAAAUGCUGCAGGAUAUGCAUUGCACAGCAGUGCGAUAAUAUUGGAAUCAGAUACGGGAAAUAUUGUGGAUUGGGUCAUACGGGUUGUCCUGGCGAGAAACCAUGCGACGAUGUCGAUGCUUGUUGUAUGAAGCAUGAUGACUGCGUUGGAAAAUAUGGUAUGACUCAUGUGAAGUGCCAUGAGAAAUUUAAGAAUUGCCUGAGAAAAGUACUGAAGUCUGGGAAAGUUGGAUUUUCGAAGGAGUGUCCCUAUAGGAUAGCUGCGCCUACUAUGAUAAGAGGCAUGGAUGUGGCCAUCACGCUGAGUCAAAUGGGUCAAUCCACCAUUGAUUUGUAACAAAAACUUGAAUACCUCAUAUAUCCCCCACUUGCAACUUCAAUUUAUCCUGAAAAAGCAUCUAAUUAGUGAUUGAAAUUUAUUAUCUCAUUUUGUCUAACAAAUCCUGGGUAAAUUCCUAUUUUUGGGAAUUUUUUUUUUUUAAUAUAGAGAUCUCUUGCAUAA